AUGGAUCUAGUUCCCCCCUCUGCACCGCAGGAAGGAGAGGCCCUUCCAUCCCACAGCUUGGAAACCCAGCCCAGGACAGAUCCCGUCUCCUUGGAAACUGCCCAGCAGCGCGUAUUCAAGGCCGGCAGCGGGCCUGGCGGAUCUGCACUUCAGCCCCGCCCACUGGUGGCAGCACCGCCCCAGCAUCCGGCCGGCGCCAUAUUCAGGCUCCGCAAUUUCUGCCCUCUCACGUCUAGCCUCGGGAGGACACAGACGCAAGCGCUAGAGGAGGGCCCCGCGGCGUUGCCAUGGCUACAUGCGCCGCGCUCUGCGCGGGCCGGUGUGAGCUUCUGGGGCGGGCAGCGGGCUCCGGAAGUAUGCAGCUACCCGGGACCAUGGCGGUGCUUGCUGCUGGGGCUGGAGGCUUGCUCGCCUGGGCGACUAGUUCUGGCCUGGUACAUUCUGUGUGACGUCAACCCUCCAGAGGGCUUCAGCCUCUGUAGAAGCGUCUGUAUCCACAUCGCCUUCCUCCUGAAGACCCUGCUGAAAAUGGAGGAAUCGGUGCUGGUGAUACCCCCUUGGGGCCGCCUCUACCAUUGGCAGAGCCUGGACAUCCACCAGGUCCGGAUUCCCUGGUCUGACUUUUUUGAUCUCUCAAGUCUCAACAGAAACAUCCCUGACACUGAGUACGAACCGUUCAUUGCAGGUGAAUUUGGUCUUUCCAUAGUUUUUCUCAGGAAAUAGAUCUGAAGUGUAUGAGAUCUGUGUUCCCUCCGCUCUGAAAAUCCUGGCCUCCUGGUGAGAUGGAGCGGUGACAAGAAGGCCACUGCCACACAGGCCUUGUCUAAGGAGGACUCACUCCCUGGGCAGUAAGGGCCAUACUUACCUGAAGGAAAACACGAUGUGUGUGUAGCAUGGGCCACGUGCUGGAGAAGGUAUGUAACCUCUCAUUCAGUAUAAUUUGGUCCUGCUCAAGCUUCCCAUUUUACUUUCCGUAAGAGGUAAGAGUUGAAGAUUUUCUUUGAAUAAAGAUAUUUAGAGCUUAUCUUUUUCUUUAAUUGAAAUGUGGUUGAUUUACAAUGUUUUGUUAGUUUCAGAUAUACAGCUGUUUUGUUAGUUUCAGGUAUACAGCAUAGUGAUUCAGUUGUACAUAUACAUAGUCUAUUCUUUUUCAGGUUCUUUUCCAUUAAAGGUUGCAAGAUACUGAAUAUUUUCCCCUGUGUUCUGCAGUGAAUCUUUGUUGUUUGUCUAUUUUACAUAUAGUAGUUUGUAAUUGUUUAUCCCAAACUCCUAAGUUAGUUUUCUAAGUCUGUGAGUGUGUUUUUGUUUUGUAAAUAAGUUCAUUUGUAUCAUUUUUAAAAAUUCCACAUACAAGUGAUAUCAUAUGAUACUUGUCUUUCUCUGUCUGAGUUAUUUCACUUUAGUGUGAUAAUCUCCAGGUCCAUCCAUGUUGAUGUAAAUGGCAUUAUUUCCUUCUUUGUUAUGACUGAGUAAUAUUCUUCUAUAUCUAAAUUCUACAUCUUUAUCCAGUCAUCUGUCUGUGGGUGUUUAGUUUGCUUCUAUGUCUUGGCCAUUGUAAGCAAUGCUGCUGUGAACAUUGGGGUGCAGGUAUCUUUUGGAAUUAAGGCUCCCUCUGGAUAUAUGCCCAGGAAUGGGAUUGCUGGAUCAAAUGAUAAGUCUUUUUUUAGUCUUUUGAGGACUCACCAUACUGUUUUCCACAGUGGCUGCACCAAACUACAUUCACACCAACAAUGUAGGAGGGUUCCCUUUUCUCCACAGCCUCUCCAGCAUUUGUGGUUUGUGGAUGUUUGAAUGGUGGCCAUUCUGACUAGUGUGAGAUGAUAACUUAUUGUAGUUUUGAUUUGCAUUUCUCUGAUAAUUAGCAAUAUUGAACCUUUUUUUCAUAUUCCUAUUGGCCAUUUGUAUAUCUUCAUUGGAGAAUUGCUUGUUUAGUUGUUCUGCCCAUUUUUGGAUUGGGUUGUUUAUUUUUUUUUCUUAUUAAGUUGUAUGAACUAUUUAUAUAGUCUAGAAUUUAAGCCAUGUUCAGUCUCAUCUUUUGCAAAAAUUUUCUCCCAUUCCAUAGGUUGUCUUUUUGUUUUGCUUAUGGUUUCUGUUGCUGUGAAAAAGCUGAUAAGUGUAAUUAGGUCCCAUUUGUUUAUUUUGUAUUUUAUUUCUGUUGCUUGGGUGUAAUGCCCUAGGAAAACAUUGCUGAGAUAUAUAUCAAAUAAUAAUUUGCCUACGUUUUCUUCUGAGAGAUUUAUAGCGUCUUGUCUAAUGUUUAAGUCUUUAAGCAAUUUUGAGCUUGUUUCUUUUUUUUUUUUUUUUUUUGCUACUCUAUUGUAUGCUUUCGAUUUGUGGUUAUCUUUUUUUCAAGUAUAUCAACCCAUUACCAUAUCUAUUUCCUUUAGACUGAUAAUCACGUAGGCUCCAACACAUCCUAAGAAUAAUGAGAAAAAAAAAAGAAAGAAAGAGAAAAAAAUCUAUCUUUUCAUGCUACCGUCUCCCAUUACCAACUUUUUGUAUUUUGAUGUACUUUUUCUUUUUUCCAUCUUCAUGUUUAUUGUCUUGUAACUCGUUAUUGCAUUUCCAACUAUGGUUUCCCGUUUGUAUAGCAUCCUGCUUCCUUUCUGUUUAGAAUAGAAACUUUUAAUGUCUCUGUUUGGUUCAAUAAUGCUGAAUUAUCUCCCCAACCCACUCCCCCCCUGCGUCUCUGAAUCCUCAGUGCAGGGAAGCCAAACCAUCCUUGCCUUCAUCGGUUCUGGGAAAGCAAUCUUCAGAGUGGGAAAGAAAACAUUGAAAAAUAAUAUUCUGUGUGUUGCUUUCUACCCUUGCCCAGAGAGUGAGAAUCACCUCUGAAGGCGGAAGAAGAAAGUUGGAGGUGCGGGGCACAAAGUCUUUUGUCCUUUUGCUACUGAAAAAAUGAUUGCUUUUGUAAUUAGUGAUGAUGCCCUUUAAAUUGGUGAGAUCGAGAUUCUACAGCUUCAGCGCCUGUGAAUAACCAGCUGGGAGAAAGCUCUCCUGGGCCCCUGCAGUGGGAAAGGCAGCCCCUCUGAGCACCUGUUCUGUAUUCUUCCUGACUCCACAUGGGUUUGCUACGCACCGCACCGUGCAGGACGAUGCAGUUACCCGAGGUGGAGGACGGGGAGACCCCUGCUGGGUGGAGAGCCACAGGAGCCCACAUUUGAAGGACAAAGUGAAGAGUAGUGGGGCGGGCAUAGGAGGAGAGGAUGGUUGAGACCCAGGAUGGUGUCCUGGAGUCCAGCAGGCGAGGCUGGCGGGGCAGAUGGGGCCCUGGGACAUGGGCAGUCCUUGAGGGAUCUGAAGCAAAGAUAUGAACCAAGAGACUGGAUUCGUGUGGGCGUACAGCGCCCCCUGGAGGCCGCGGGGCAGUGCAGCAAGCCCAGGAGGAGCGGGCAGUUCCCCAGAGUUGGGUUGACAGGUCACAACCAAUUCACUGGGGACCGAGAGGUACCGAGAUAUUGUUAACAUUUUGUCCCUCUUCCUGGAAAAAAAAGCUGCUUCCUGUUGAAUAGCCUGUGUCGUUAGUGAGAAUUAAAGACAUGAAGCAACAUUUCCUCAAAAGUCAUCCAUUGUGUAGUUGUUAAUAAGGGUCAAAUUCAGACUUGAAUAGACUAAAUCAAACAUUCAUCAUCGGAUUUUAAAAUCCUUUAAAAUAAAAAUUCUUGCUGUCUUUGUUCUUCAUUUCAGGGUUCACUUGGUGAUAAUAAUAGUAAACAAAGCAACAGCAAACCCUUACAGAAUUCUGUCCUGCUGUUCCAGGAACUCUGUGUUCACGACAACCCAAUGAGUUGGCACUUUACAUGAAGGACAGUCAUUAAUCACACAGCUAGUAAAUGGCAGACCUGGGACUUGAACCCAAGCUGUCUGGCCCCAGAGCCCCCUCUCAGGCCUUUCACUGCAGCUCAUCACUUGGCAUGCCCGACACAGGCCAGCAUUAAGGAGCAGCGUGACCUUGGCCAAGGCUGCUUCACCGCUUGGUCUCUGUUUCCUCAUCUGUAGAAUGGGGGUGUGGGCAGUGAAUUCUGUGAGCUCAGUGGUCACUUCCUCUAGCUCUGCUAUUCUACUGCUUUAAGUUAAUUUAUUAAAUAUCUGAGCCUCUGAAUGGGCCACCCUGGCGCUUUGCUAGGACCUGGGUUACGGAGAAAAGUAAGAUCAGCCUGCUUCUCCAAGGAGCCUGUCUCCCUCCAUGGGAAACAGCUGCAAGGCCCAGGUUCCCUCGCUGGCGGUUGGGGGCUGGGCAGGAAAGUCUGAUAGAAGAUGGAGGCAGAGCCCCUCCGAGAACAGUGUUGGCCACACAGCUCUCAGGAACGGGAGCGUCUGUCCAGGCUGCUGAGAGGGUUGUCCUCGUGAGGCCAGCAGCCCCCCCCAAAUUAAGCCCUCAGGACAAAGAUCCAGCCAGCCCUGCAGUGUCACCAUAGAGCCAGUCCAUCCUCAUCACUGUGCCCCUGUGCUCCUUUGUCCUGGGGCCUCUCUUUCCCCUACACCCAGAAGACUCUUCUCCCUCUCUUCUCUGAGUGUCCCCUCACUUCACCCGUGGUCCCUGCUUCUGGGCCACCAUCUCUGGAGUUGACACUUUGCCCCCUCACAACCCCCGUUUGAUAAGGAGCCUGGGUUUGCCUCCUUGUGCUCACUUUCCCCCUUCAGAUGAUUGCUCCUACUCUCCUGGGAGCUCCUGGAAAACCCAGGUCCAUUCCUAGCAGUGCCUGCCACCCUGGCCUCCCUGCUCAUCUGCCUCAGUCAGGAGCACCUGGACCACCAGCUCUGUAUUGCCUCGCCUCCUACCAUCAAGACGUCAAAUUUCAUUCUCCCUUCUCCACCCAGUGUGGUCAUUUUAGGGUCUUCUUCUCCGUCAGCCUGAGCCAGACACCCCCCAUUCACCCUACCCCCAGGCUCAUACCCGGGCGUGUCUCCACCCCAGGUCCAGCCUCUCUCCUUUAAGUGCCCACCUCUAGCCAUCCAGCUUCUUCUCCACCAGCCUCCCUGGCCCUCCUUCACCCUCACUGGGGCAUCAUGCGCUGACUCCUCUGCUUUCCUGCCUGUCCACAUUCCUCUUACUUCCACUUCCCCACCUUCCAGCUCUGCAUCCACAGUCAGCACUCUCUUUAUGACAAACAAAACCCCCUUGAGCCUUGACCUUUUCAGUUCCUCACCAGGCCGACUUCCAUCUCGGUUCACCCAGCUCUAUUUGUUCUGAGCCUGCAGGCAGCAGGCUCUCCCAGUACAGGUUUCUAAGACUACAAAUCAAUGCUCACCGUGUUGCCACUGCCAGGCAAUCCUCCAGGGUUUCUCUAGUGAGCACAUUUCACCACUUAUCACUCAGUGGUGUCAACAUUCUCUGCUCUCUGCACACCUCGAAGCUUCCCUCUGUCUCUUCCCUGACUCCCAGCAGAUGGCCUUGCCUCCUGCUUCAGAGAGAAUGACAUGUUACUGGAAAGGAACUCGCUCACCUGCAGCAAAUCUGCUCACCUCACCUUUUAUCUGUCCCUAUCCCACCUGGACUCUAGCUGUAGUUCUUAAUUCAGUGAGUUUAGUUGACAUAUAUAUACACAGUUAAAAGCAUAGCACACUAUCGCCUACCUUCUAGGGCUUAUUGUUUCAAUUUAACAUAGAGUGUGUGAUUCAUCCACUUCGCUGCAUGUACCUGCAGUUCAUUUGUUUUAACUGAUCUUAAGUGUUGUGUGUGUGAAAGUAACACAAGGCAAGGGUAAGCCAGGAUUCAGGAUGCUGGUUACUUCCUGUGAGAAGAGGCCAAGUGCAGGUUAGGGCACAGUAUGUCACUGUCAAUAGUCCUGUUCUGAUGCUGGGUGAUAGGUUCACAACUGUUUCUUAUAAUAUUAAUUUUAAUACAUAAAUACUUCUCAAAGGCACCUAAGGUGAGAUUGUGUCAUGAACCAAGGCAUACAAUGGGUAAUAUUACAUCAUUAUUGUUAUGUAAUCUUGUUAUAAAAUAUAUUAAUCAUAAUCCUACAUUGUUAUGUAUUAUAUAUUAUAUAGAUGCAUGAAUUAUAUAUUAUGUAUAUAAAUACCUACAUACGUAUUAUAUACUAUCUGAUAAUAAAUAAACAGAACAUAUUAUGGUAGUAUAUCUACUAUUAUGUAUUAUUUAAUAAAUAAUAACAUACUGUAUCCUGUUAUAUGACAUGGCACCUAAUCUUUAAUCAAAUAAAAAUAUGCCACUGUA
Camelus dromedarius (Arabian camel) is the source of this 6181-nucleotide messenger RNA. RefSeq names its product GDP-fucose protein O-fucosyltransferase 2-like. Lineage: Eukaryota; Metazoa; Chordata; Mammalia; Artiodactyla; Camelidae. Gene Ontology annotation, biological process: protein O-linked glycosylation via fucose. The transcript has 6 exons. Bases 1 to 723 code for a protein of 240 amino acids. Gene Ontology annotation, molecular function: peptide-O-fucosyltransferase activity. The record is from RefSeq and is a predicted model, not a curated record.